This is a messenger RNA of Kalmanozyma brasiliensis GHG001, 6357 nucleotides long. Its product is annotated as CCR4-Not complex, Not1 subunit, domain of unknown function DUF3819. Gene Ontology annotation, molecular function: molecular adaptor activity. The coding region runs from base 1 to 6357 and encodes 2118 amino acids. The record is from RefSeq and is a predicted model, not a curated record. Gene Ontology annotation, cellular component: CCR4-NOT core complex; P-body. Gene Ontology annotation, biological process: nuclear-transcribed mRNA catabolic process, deadenylation-dependent decay. Lineage: Eukaryota; Fungi; Basidiomycota; Ustilaginomycetes; Ustilaginales. The transcript has a single exon.
AUGUUCAAUGGCUCUGCUCCACCCAACGGGGGAGGCGCCGAUGCCCUAGGCGCCAGCAACGGCAUCGUCAAAGCCGUCCUGGAAGCCCUCCAAAGGGAUGGGCCUCACCCUGUCGUCAGCCUCGAGCAGCACGCACUCCUUCUCGAGACGCUGCUCUCCGAUGCCCUGCCCAGCACUCCGGCAAUUCAUCCGGUGCAGCGUCAGAAGCUCUUCAAUGCUAUUGCAGACAAAGUUGGGCCCGAUGCCACCGCUGGUGCCGUGCGCCAGGCACUUCCCAAGCUCAAAUUGAAGCAGGAAAAGAAUGUCGCUGAUCUUCUCAUCGAGCUCGGCGUCAAGAGCCUCCCCACCGAAGACGCCGCUCGCGCCGUCCUGCAGCGAUUCGGACUGACCGAAAACAACCCGCCAGACGAGCGCAUGGUAUCAGAGAUCAUCGCCGUCCUCCUCUCGGUCGACCCCGCCAUCUUCGAGACCGACCGUGUCACCCACUUCGCCAAUCUCGCGCGCGCACUUGGUGCCAUCAAGCCGCUAAUCUCCUGGCCCCGUGUCAUUCGCGGCCUCGAUGAGCUUGAUGGCUUCAACCCGUCCUUCCACGGUCGCAUGACCGGCAUGGCCGACGUGCUGCUCCACACCUCUGGUCAAGGUCUAGUUCAGACCUCGGCCGUCUCUGGCCUGUGGGGUCCGUGGAUGCACCGACUUCGACAGCUUCAGAUCUUGCACGGCCUUCUCGCGCUCGGCUCGGACACAUUCACCUUUAGAGCGGUGCCCGGACGACCUACCCUCACCGCAGAGCAGCUGAACGACGCCCCCAGCAGCAUCCAGACCCCCGGACAGGCCUUCUUCUCCAGUGCAUACAAUUCGCUCGACCUCGUUGAGACGCUCAUAGAGAUCUCCGCCUCCGACGAUCAGAAUGUCCGCUCCGCGGUGCAGGAGGUGCUUGAGCAAGCCAUCAAGGCCUGUCCCGAACUCAUCCUGCUUGGCUUGGUGCAGAUCCCGCAACCAUGGAACGCGAUCCACGCCGAACUCGCUUCUCAGCUUCUCACCAUGUUCAUGUCGCCUCACAACAGCAGCCUGUUUGUCUUCUACCGCAUCUGGAGCACACAGCGCGAAUACCUUCUCAACGCUUUCCGCAACUUCUACCUCGAGAGUCAGCUCAACCUCACCCGCAUCGUCGACGUUGCGCAGAGUCUCGGCAUCGUCGACGACCUCGUCGAUGCUCGACCUUUUGCAUUCGCCCUCGACGUGGCGGCGUUGGCGUCCCGACGCGAGGCCAUCGACCUAGACGCGUGGCUGCAAGACAACAUCAACCGUCAUGGUAGCGACUUCAUCCGUGCGGUACUCGAGUUCCUCGACAUGAAAGCCAAGGACGACCUCGCCAAGCCCGAUCCGCAGGCUGAACAGAGCUUCGUCCCGCUCACGGUGCAGAACGUCGCCAGCUUCCUCAAGGCGUUGCGCUCCAACGGCGAAAGCAUGAGCGCGGAGGAGAUCGACUUCUUCAAGGGAGUCCGCAAUGUCUGCCUCCAGCUUCAUCCUCGUCUCAUGAAUCUGGCUCCGGGCGCAGAGGGCCAGGAACCUGGCUUGCAGGUCGUCACCUUCUCCCAAGACAUUCACGAGGAGGCCGACUCGUGGUAUCGCCAGAUGUAUGAGGGCAAGAUCAGCAUCGAGGAAAUUGUGCGCCUGCUGCAGCGCACCCGGGCUUCGGAGGACGUGCGAGACCAUCAGAUCUUUGCGUGCAUGGUGCACACACUCUUUGAUGAGUAUCGCUGGUUCGAGAUGUACUACCCAGCCGCCGAGCUCGAGAUGACGGCGGUGGUGUUCGGCUCUCUCAUCCAGUAUCAGCUCAUCGACUACAUCCCUCUCGGCAUCGCCAUCCGCUACGUCCUUGACGCAUUGCGCAAUCCUCCCGACUCGAGCAUGUUCAAAUUCGGCCUCCAGGCCUUGCUGCGCUUCCAGAAUCGCCUCCCCGAAUGGCCCCAGCUCUGCCAGGCUCUCCUUUCCAUGCCUCAUCUUCAGCAAUCGUAUCCGAAGAUCAUCGGACUCGUCAAGAUGGCUUUGUCUGGUCAGAUGCCCGGUGCUGAUGUUGGCAUGCCCGGAGGCCAGUCCCUCGAGGACAAGAAGGCGCCCUUCCCUGCGAUCCGCGCUGAUCCCCUUCCUCAGGACGGAGACCAGCGCGACCCGAGCGAAGAAGUCACCGACAAGGUGCUGUUCCUCGUCAACAAUCUCUCGCCCACCAACCUGGAGUCCAAGCUCGGCGAUGCUCGAAGACUCAUCACCGCCGACACCUAUCGCUGGUUCUCCAACCACCUGGUGCUGCAGCGAAUCAGCAUCGAGCCCAACAAUCACGGCCUCUACGCGCAGUUCCUCGAUGGCCUGGAAGCCAAGGGCCUCAUGACCUACAUUCUCCACGAGACCCUCGCCAAAUGUCAGACGCUGCUCAACAGCGACAAGACCGUCCAGUCGACUCAGGAGCGCAAUUUGCUCAAGAACCUCGGCUCCUGGCUCGGCAGCCUCACGCUCGCCCGCGACAAGCCGAUUCGCCACCGCAACAUUGCGUUCAAGGAUCUGCUCAUCCAAGGCUACGACUGCAACCGGCUCAUCGUGGCCAUUCCAUUCGUCUGCAAGAUCAUGGAGCAGUGCGCCAAGUCGAACGUCUUCAAGCCGCCCAACCCGUGGCUGAUGGCGGUUCUACGGUUGAUGGUCGAGCUCUACCAGUUCGCAGAGCUCAAGCUCAACUUGAAGUUCGAAAUUGAGGUCCUCUUCAAGGGUCUCAACGUCGAGCUGAAGGAUGUGCCGCCGACCACCAUUCUCCGCAACCGCCCAUCUGCCGAGCUACUUCAAGAGCAGCAGCAGCAACAGCAGCAGCAGCAAUCGCUCGGCCAACUUCAGCAUCUGAGCCAACAGCAACAGCAGCAGGCCAUUGCGCAGAUGCAGAUGCAGCAGCAGCGUCAACAGCAACAGCAGCUCUCGCAGCAGCCUGCCACCGGCAUCUCGCAGGAUCUCGAACGUCUGUCGAUCGCCGGCGGAUACGGCGGAGCAGCAGCCAGCGGCCGCAUGGCGCCUCAAUCGCAGAAGGCCAGCGCCGCCGCUGCCGCAGUCGCUGCAGCCGGCUCGGGUGCUCAGCCAGCCCAGUCGGCAGCCGCCGCGGCGGCGUAUGCCGAAGCACUCUCGUCGAUGCUCCAGAGUCUGCCUCAGUACGUCGUGUUCAACCCCCAGCUCACCAUGUUCAGCAGCAACGCAGCACUCAAGCGACUCAUUUUCGUCGCCAUCGACCGUGCCAUCCGCGAGAUCAUUGCUCCCGUUGUCGAGCGAUCCGUCACCAUCGCCUCGAUCUCGACCCGCGAGCUGGUCACGAAGGACUUUGCCAUGGAGGGAGAUGAAGACAAGAUGCGAAGCUCGGCCCAUCAGAUGGCUCAAAACCUCGCUGGCAGCCUUGCCCUCGUCACUUGCAAAGAACCGCUGCGUAUCAGCAUGAUCGCCAACGCACGUACCCUCCUCCUCUCGAAUGGCUUCACCGAGCAGAACCUGCCCGAGCAAGCUUUAAUGGUGAUCAUGCAAGAGAACCUCGAUCUUGCUUGUUCCGUCAUCGAGAAGGCUGCCAUGGACAAGGCGGUGCCCGAGGUGGACGAGGGGCUCACCAAUGCCUACUCGAGCCGACGCGAGCACCGCGCUCGUGGUCGCGGCUACUACUGGGACACCGCCGCUCUGGCUGCCUCGCAGUACGCUGCGACUUUGCCUGACAUGAUGCGUCUGCGACCCGAUGGACUCCUGCCUGGUCAGCUUCGCGUUUACGACGGCUUCAGCCGCCGCAUGUCUCCCGGCCUCGACGGCGACCGUGGCACACCAGCUUCUGUGCACGCCUCUUCCGUCUCUGGUCCUUCCGAAGCCGGGUACCCGGACGCGGCGGCCGCUGCCGCCGCUGCCGCAGGUGCAGUCGGUGCCGGUGCUGUGGGUGCAGCUGCGCUUCAGGAGGCAGGUGCUCAGGACAGCGGCCCCGCCGGCCUGCUCGCCUUGACUGCUGGCGGCACACUGAGCGCUCAGCAAUCGCUCGAAAAGUUCUCUCAGGGUAUGGCCGAGCUGGAGCGCUUGCUUGAGUCUUCCGACCAGGAUGCGGGUCUCGCCGAACUGCCGCAGGAUCACGAGAUCCGACACGCACUUCGUCUGAUCCCCACCGUCGCCGCUCAGUCUGCCAGUCGUGACGAAACGGCUCUUGCGUUUUCGCAAAAGGUCGUUCAGCUCCUCUUCAAAAUCGAAUCGAAGCUUGGACGAGAGGCAUAUGUUGUCUUGCUGGACCGACUCUGCGAGAUCUCGCUCAAAGCUGCUCGCGAAGUAACGGCCUGGCUCAUCUACGCCGAGGACGAGCGCAAGUUCAACGUGCCUGUCACCGUGUCGCUUGUGCGUGCCGGCUUGGUCAACAUUGCCGAGCUCGACGUUCAGCUCGCCAAGCUCAUCCUGCGCGACCUGCGUGCCAGCGUGAUCGACUUUUCGGCCCAACUGGCCCUCGAGUGCCUGCAAGAGCCCGCCUGCGCUACUCGCCAGCAGCUCACGAACACGAUCGAGGCGCUGCAACGAGUCGAUCAGCGUGGCAAGGCGACCGAUGCCUCUAAACGCUUCCUGCACGAUCUCGAGAGCGGUCUGCUGAAGAGCAAGGUCGACGUCGGCAACACGGCGCUCCGCGAGCAGCUCGCUUACUGCUUUGCCGAAUGGACGCGUCUCUUCCAGCACUCGCCCAACCCGGAGAAGUCGUUCAUCGACUACGUCACGCAGCUGCAGACGCAAGGCAUCCUCAAGGGUGAGGAUAUCUCGUCCAUGUUCUUCCGCGUCUGCACCGAGGUCAGCGUGGACAGCUAUAUCAAGCAAAAGGCGGUGGGCGGAUCGGCCGCCUCCGGCAUCUUUUCGCCCAUCGACGCCUUCUCGCGUCUGAUCGUGCUCAUGAUCAAGUACCACGCCGACCCCACUGGCGCCAACAACGAGCAGGCCAAGGUGCACUACCUCACCAAGAUCCUGUCGAUCGUGGUGCUGGUGCUCGCACAGUCGCACGAAGAGCUCGGAGUCCAUUUCCAGCAGAAGCCCUUUUUCCGACUGUUCUCGAGUCUGCUGCAUGAUCUGCACGCUACCGAGUCGAGCUUGGGUCCGGCCUACGUGCAGACGCUGCUUGCCAUCAGCAACACGCUCAACACGUUGCAGCCAUCGUUCUUCCCAGGCUUCACCUUCUCCUGGAUGUCUCUCGUGUCGCACCGCCUCUUCAUGCCCAAGCUACUCGAAGCCAACCAGCGCGAAGGCUGGGGUGCGUUCCACAGGCUGUUCGCAUCGCUUCUGCGCUUCAUGUCGCCGCUGCUGCGCGAUGCUGAGCUGCAGGACACCACACGCCAGCUGUACCGCGGCACGCUGCGCAUCCUGCUCAUCUUGCUGCACGACUUCCCCGAGUUCCUGUGCGACUACCACCAGAGCUUGUGCGACUCGGUGCCGACUUCGUGCCACCAGCUGCGCAACUUGAUCCUCAGCGCCUUCCCCCGCACCAUCCGCCUGCCGGAUCCCUUCAGCUCGAGCUUGCAGAUGAACAUGCUGCCCGAGAUGGGUCAAGCACCGCACAUCGCAUCCGACUACGUCGCUGCCCUGAACCAGAUCGAAGGUCUGCGCGCUGCCAUUGACGCCCACUUUGACCAGGCUCGAGGCAACGACCUGCCGGAGCAGCUCAUGGGUCUGCUCAAGCAUGCCACGCGCGCCUCGCUCGCCCUCAGCAACGGCUCGAGCAAGGAAGAGGCCUCGAACGUCAGCCAUCUUGCUUCGCUUUCUGGAAGUGGGCUCAACGUCGGCUUGAUCAACUCGGUCGUGCUCUACCUUGGCGUCCGCUCCAUCGAGGCCCGUCGCGGCGGUGACGAGAACAGCGGCGCUGCCGUCUUCCGCUGGUUCGUGGCGCAGGCGGAUCCUGAAGCAAGGUACCUGAUCCUCACGGCGGCGGCCAAUCAGCUGCGCUUCCCUUCGAGCCACACCGCUUACUUUUCUGCAGCGCUCAUUCAGCUCUUUGCGGAGAGCGAGGACGACUCGGUGCGCCAGCAGAUCGUGCGCGUUCUUCUCGAACGACUCGUCAUCCACCGUCCUCAUCCAUGGGGACUGGUGGCCACGUUCAUCGAGCUGAUGAAGACGCAGCGACACCGCUUCCCUCGUGCACCGGCAGAGAUCCAGGCACUUCUGGACCACAUCGCAGCAACGCUCGCAGCAUCCAGCAAUGAGGACGGCUCUGGCUACCCGCAGCAGCAGCAGCAGCAACAGCACGCGCAUCUCAACGGCCAUUCGGCAUUCUUGCCCCAGCAGAUGAUGCAGCAGCAGCAGCAGCAGCAUCAACAGCAGCAGCAGGCCUGA